Hypoxylon fragiforme is the source of this 3431-nucleotide messenger RNA. RefSeq names its product TPR-like protein. The record is from RefSeq and is a predicted model, not a curated record. Bases 218 to 2707 code for a protein of 829 amino acids. Gene Ontology annotation, biological process: generation of catalytic spliceosome for first transesterification step; mRNA splicing, via spliceosome. NCBI's taxonomy places the organism in Eukaryota, Fungi, Ascomycota, Sordariomycetes, Xylariales, Hypoxylaceae. Gene Ontology annotation, molecular function: protein binding. Gene Ontology annotation, cellular component: U2-type catalytic step 2 spliceosome; Prp19 complex; post-mRNA release spliceosomal complex. The transcript has 3 exons.
GAAAUAUAAGCUACGUCCUCAUUCUUCCGCCUUCAUUCUCGGUUCUCGAUUCUCGAUUCUCGAUUCACCACUCACCAUUCUCUAUUCCCCUAAAAACCCAUACCCCAUGUAUCCUGCAAUGACGAUGCCCUGACUCUCUCGAUUGCCCCGUCGACCAGCAGAACUUCUCUGCGAGCGAUCGCGAUCCAACGUCACUCAACGAGAAUCUCAGUCCAAAAUGUCGCCGAGUAGCCUAAAGAACGGUGUCCGAAAUGGCCGACAGCCAGACCUUCACCUUGUCACCGACGAGGACGCCGUUUACGAGCAAGACAUUCUGAGAGACCUAGGAAGUACUAAGCCGUGGCUGGCAUACAUCCAGUUCAAAUUUCAGCACGGGAACGUUCACGAACAAGCUUUUGUUCUGGAGAGGGCAUGCAAGCAGCUUCCGAGGUCGUACAAGCUCUGGAAGAUGUACCUGCAAUUCCGAACAAAACAUGUCUCCAAACUCAAUACUGCCGUCUUUGCCUCCGAGUAUAAGAAAGUUAAUGCCUUAUUCGAACGAGCACUUGUCCUUCUCAACAAAAUGCCGAGGAUAUGGGAGAUGUAUUUGAAGUUCUUACUGCAGCAGCCUCUCGUCACUCUCACCCGGCGCACCUUCGAUCGAGCCCUUCGAGCGCUACCUAUCACGCAACACAACAGGAUAUGGGCGUUGUACAGACCAUUCGCCAACUCCGCUUCGGGCGAGACGGCUGUGAAGAUUUGGCGACGAUACAUGCAGGUCCAUCCCGAAGAUGCCGAAGAGUUUAUCGAGCUUCUGACGCAUGUUGGCCUAUACACCGAAGCUGUAAAGAAGUACAUCGAUAUCCUCAACAACCCGCGCUUUAACAGUAAACAUAGUAAAGGACAUUAUGAACUCUGGAGCGAGAUGGUCGACCUACUUGUUGAACAUGCCAACGAAAUCGAGACUGGACAUGAGACUGGCAUCGAUGUUGACAAGAUUAUUCGAAGUGGAAUCGACAGGUUUGCAGACCAAAGAGGAAAGCUCUGGUGCGGCUUGGCUACCUACUGGGUUAGAAGAGGCAGCUUUGAGCGCGCUAGGGAUAUCUUUGAAGAAGGGAUUACGACUGUCAUGACCGUUCGAGACUUUACGCUCAUCUUCGAUACCUACGCCGAAUUUGAGGAAUCGAUUAUUGGCGCGUUGAUGGAGUUAGCGUCCCAACGCACGGAAGAAGAUAAAGUCGACGAAGAUGCCGACUUUGACUUAGACAUCCGCAUGAUGCGGUUCGAGCAGCUCAUGGACCGACGACCCUUCCUUCUCAACGAUGUACUACUACGGCAGAACCCCAACAGUGUCUCAGAAUGGGAGAAACGUGUGGCGCUCUGGGGAGAUAACAAGGUCGAGGUUGUUCAAACAUACACCGAUGCGAUCGCGGCUAUCAACCCAAAGAAAGCAGUUGGGCCCUUCCACCAGCUAUGGGCAAACUACGCCAAGUUCUACGAAAAGGGAGGUGACAUCAAGAAUGCAAGAGUCAUCAUGGAGAAGGCCGUCAAAGUCCCAUUCAAGUCAGUUGCCGAAUUGGCUGACAUGUGGAUCGAGUGGGCAGAAAUGGAGCUCCGCAAUGAAAACUUUGAUGAAGCUGUGAAGAUUAUGGCCAAGGCUGUGCAAGCUCCAAAGAGGUCGACGGUUGACUAUUUCGACGAGACUCUUUCGCCGCAGCAAAGGGUUCACAAGAGUUGGAAGUUGUGGAGUUUCUAUGUCGACCUUGUUGAGAGCGUCAGCUCUCUGGAUGAGACCAAGAAGGUCUAUGAGCGCAUAUUCGAGCUUCGAAUUGCCACUCCGCAAACUGUAGUCAACUAUGCCAACCUCAUGGAAGACAACAAGUACUACGAGGAGUCGUUUAAGAUUUACGAAAGAGGACUGGACCUUUUCAGUUAUCCAGUGGCUUUCGAGCUAUGGAACCUCUAUUUAACUAAGGCCGUCGAUAGGAAGAUCGGUAUCGAACGGCUCCGAGACCUCUUUGAACAGGCAGUGGAAGACUGCCCACCUAAAUUUGCCAAGGUAUUGUACUUAAUGUACGGCAAUCUAGAGGAAGAACGAGGCUUAGCGCGGCACGCCAUGCGCAUCUAUGAGAGAGCUACUCGUGCAGUUUCAGACGAAGACCGAGCCGACAUGUUCAACUUCUACAUCACGAAGUCAGCAUCUAACUUCGGUUUACCUUCUACGAGACCAAUUUACGAAAGGGCCAUUGCUGCCCUCCCUGAUGAAGAGGCGCGAGAUAUGUGUCUCAAGUUUGCCGACAUGGAGAAGCGCCUGGGAGAAAUCGACCGUGCCCGCGCCAUUUACGGCCACGCAUCGCAGUUCUGUGAUCCGCGCACGAACCCCGCAUUCUGGACCAAGUGGGAGCAGUUCGAGGUGCAGCAUGGCAACGAAGAUACGUACAAGGAAAUGCUCCGGAUCAAGCGAAGUGUGCAGGCGCAGUACAACACAGAUGUCAACUUUAUCGCCUCUCAAGCGAUUGCACGCGCAAAUCAGACACGAGCAGGUUCGGAACAGCCCAAUGGGGACUCCGAGGUGGCAGAUGCGAUGGAGCAGUUGGAGCGGCAAGCACGUGCUCCAGCAGGGUUCGUGGCAGCCAGCACGGGAAUCGCGGGCACAAUAGCCAAGCAACCCCCUACCGCCGUUGCGAACCCGGACGCCAUCGAUAUUGAUGGCAUGGAUGACGACUGAAUGAAUUGAUACACCUACAUACAUAACUUCACAUUCUUGACCAAAAAAAAUGUUUGGCAACUCGGCACUUGGCAUAGUGAAGAGGGGAAGCCAGUUUACCUACAUAAUUUUCUUGUCAGGAAAGGGAAUGGGACGGCUGAGGUUGGACUGGCUGGCUGGCUUUUCAUAGCAACGCGUUACAUAGUACCUUGCCUAGGUAGGUAGCUAGCUACCUAAGUACAUGUAUUCUCUCCCAUAUGUACAUGUAUGUCGAACAAUGCGCUUGCGUGCUUGCUUGCCCGUCUACCUACCUGCCUGCCUGUCUACCCACCUAACCAUUGCUUGUGUUCUUUUCGUUCGUUGACGGUUCCUUGCUGUCUUAGUUCCACGUUUCGUUUUGACUACUACUACUUACUACUUACUACUACCCCCUUUUUCAUUGCAUGUCUGGUGGGCGAAAGAGGGGACCAUGGUUGCGUUGCGUUGCGUUGCGUUGCAUUGAUGGAGAGGAGAGGGGGAAGUGGAAGUGGAAGUGUAUGCACGUAGAUUAGGUAGCUACAUAAGUAGGCGGGUGGGUUGAUACUUGCUUGCUUGCUUGCUUACUUGCCUAGGUAUAUACAUGCCUCGUUCGUGGUAUGUACCACUGUGUUGUUGUUGCUUCGCGUGCGUGCCUGCCUGCCUGUAUGCACAUACAUACAUACAUACAUACAUACAUACAUACAUACAUGUCUUUCUCUGCCCAUGC